Molecule: messenger RNA, 894 nt
Organism: Caenorhabditis bovis
Lineage: Eukaryota; Metazoa; Nematoda; Chromadorea; Rhabditida; Rhabditidae
Source: the annotation of a GenBank genome assembly
AUGGUCGUGAUUCUGGCUCGAAACAAAAGAAGUCGACAAGAUCGUCAUCACGGGUCCAACGAAUCAGGCUAUUGCUUCAGCUUUGGCUCCACUGGAAUGAAUAUUGUCUUUGGAGAACACUUCGCUUCAAAAAAGAUCUCCGAGGAGGUAAAAAACGAGGACAACCGCUUCAUUUCGUUCGAGGGGUUCAUCCACGACGAAAAUCAUCGGGAUAUGUUGAAGAAAUUGUGGGGCGCUCUCGAAGAGGCGGCAAGAGAGUUGGACCUUAUGGAAAAGACUGAGAAGGCAGCAGAAGCAAGAAGAAAGUUUGCCGCGAAAUUCGAGGCUCUGACUUUCAAAAUUAGGCGGGUAAAUGAUUUGAGCACUCCGAGCACAUUAUUUUUUGACUUAUUCCAUAUUGAACUCGUCAACCUCGAAAUGAAUUUGAUUGAUUCGAUUCUCUUGUUAUGCCAGCUGAUCGUCGUGUUUUCAACAACCGAACCCGAAUCGAGCACUUCGUUGCCGAUUCGGCCGUUUUCCGUCGACGUCACCGGACGCGCGAUUUGCACAUUUGAUCUCAAGGAUGGGACGACGCGCGGCGUCUGGCAGAUGCGGAUUGUGAUGUUCAACAAGGAUGGCACAUAUGCGAAUGACACGUUCACCGACGACGAAGGCAAUUUCAAUUUGCAUCUGAAUGGUGCCGAUGACGAUCCGGCGCCGUUCCUUCGAUUCUAUCAUACGUGCUGGACGCAUGAGGGAUGUUUGCGCGUUGCCGAAUACCCGAUUCCGAACGAGGCGAUCGACAACGGCGUUUAUAAUAUGGGAUUCGUUUCGAUGGAUGUUGUCACGAUGAAUGAUCGAACUGUUUGCCGGAACUCUACGGAUUUUAUUUCUUCUCAACAACAACUCAAUUAA